AGUGUGCGGGUGUGUGAAGUGUGUGUAAAGUGUGUGAGCUGCACUUGGCUUAUCAAUUGCAUUGGCACAGUGAUAAUCGCUCGGCAUCGAACUGAAUAUUUUUGUGGUUUGGUGGCUCUAGCCUUUGGCCCCAUCACCCCCCCUCCCGCAGCCCACGCCCCUGGCCCUGAUAAGCCGCAGAAAGCCUCAGAACCUGAUAUACUUUUUUUUUAGUUGGGAACUACGUACUAAACACUUAGUUAGGCCGUUCAGAGCAACAACAAUGCGGUUAUAGCUAUAACCCAUCGCGAAAAACGUGGAAAUGACAGAGGGCCCAAUAAGUUGACGGCUAGGCCAACACACACACACUCAUACACUCGCAUAUAAAUCAGCUGCUUUCUGGGGGACAACGCAAGAAAAUAGGGCCUAGUGCGAUUAAAAGUGCGUCUCAGUGGCUCAAAACAAAGGCCAAAGAGAGCGGCGUGCUAAAUAUACGUAAAUACACACGAUUUGCAUCAUAAAGAAGAAGCUCGAGUGCAUUUGACGAGCGCUACACAACAGAACCAAAACAAGGGGCAUAUCGACUUAUAGAGAGUGGAGAGCAAUAAUUAAAAUGUUAUAUUAACAAAAGUUCCAAUAGAAAGGAGUUUAGGUAGAGUAAUUACUCAUAAGGUAUCUUAGAAAAGAAUAAAAUAAAACAAGUUACAAGUAGUAGUUAUAGUAUAUAUAGUAGAACCUAUACAAAAGAUGGCACAAGUGCUCAAAGGCUGGACCGCAUUUGCUGUAGCGCAAUAAUCUGGUGUCCUCUUUCCUCCCCCGCAGCGCUCGUCUGUGGCUCCUCAUUCUGGCUCUACGUGUGGCAAUAACAACAAACAUUGUUUAUGCCAGGGGCGCAGAGAGGGGGUUUUUGGGGGCAAGCCACAGACUGUUAUUUGUUAUAUGUAUGUAUGUGCUUAGUAUGCCAGCAUGUCUUCAUAUACCGGAAUACAGAACUUGGGAAUUCAACUUCAACCCCCUUGCAUUUGCUUUGGAGCCCGCCCCUGUUCGAUGCUCUCUCGUUCUACACGUGAGACCAUGUGUUCGUGCGCUAUUCUUGUUUCGGGGCAUGGUCUGAUUAGCAACAGGCGACGACCAGCAGUUCUCACCCGUUCGACUUUUGAUUAAAUGGGUUGUCUGCCGGUCGCCCAGAGCCACUCCCCCCUUGAAUAGUCGCCCCCCUUCCCGACGCCCUUGGCGUGAGCUGGAAAGCGAAUGAACCCACGCACACACACAGGCAUGAAAAGAGCGAAAUUCAAAUUCAAAUGAGCCACAGGCACGCACACACUCAAACGCCGCGAAAUACAAAAUAUUAUUUAUUCUAAUUGUUUGACGCGCCUCAAAAUUAACGCAACCAAAAAACAGGCCUACGACGAAGCAAACAGAAAGCGCAAAUUAAAUGGAGACCGCGAGCUAAAGCCACAGUGAGAAAUAAAAGUGAAACCCAAAAAGCGGUUAAGGUUAAACAGCCGAAGGAUCAAAAGUGCUAGACAACAUAUAGAAUAUAAAAAUCUAGAAAACUAGAAAUCACGAAAUGUCCAGUUGGAGUUUGGCCAGUGCCGUGUCGCCAAAUGUCACCGGUGGCGAUGUCAUCCGGUUGAACAACCUGAAGUCCAGCUCGGAAACGCAUCUGCCAUCUCGUGGCUCUGGAACGCCUGGAGGUUCUGGAGCACUACCUCGUCCCACGACGCCCGUGCCCUCCAAGAAACUGCCAUCCAAACGACCGCCACACUUGACCCUCAACAUAAGGGCCAAGUCCCACGAUGCUCCGCUGGCCGAGACGGAAAACACGGUGCUCUCGACCAGUGAGUCCAUCUAUGGAACUCCGAUGGGCGCCACACCCGUUUCGUCACCAGCCAACCAAAGUCAACGCAGUCAGGCGAGCCAGCAUAGUGACGAGAGUCGCCACAGCAGCAGCACCCCCACCAGCGGCGGUUCCAUAUUCCCCCAUGAACAGUACAAAACCAUCAAGAAGAUCAACAUCGGCUUCGAGAACAUACGCUACACUACCAAAUUCGGAGUCUUCCAGAGGGAAACUAAGGAUGUGCUAAUGGGACUGACAGGGUACUUCAAGUCGGGAGAACUUAGUGCCGUUAUAGGACCCUCUGGAGCUGGAAAGAGUACGCUGCUCAACAUUCUGUCAGGAUACACAACCUAUGGCUUUACGGGGGAUUUCCGGGUCAAUGGCAAUAGGCGGGAUUUGAAGGCCUUCAAGCCGAACGUGGCGUUCAUCCGCCAGGACACGAGUCUUCAGCCCUUUCUCUCCGUCAAGGAGGCGAUGCAUUUUGCGGCCAACUUGAAGAUCGGCACUCACAUGACACACUGCGAGAAAAGGGAGAGGGUUAGGAGCAUCCUGGAGGCCAUCGGGAUGUACGAAAACCGGCAUACGAGAACGGGGCAGCUCAGUGGAGGUCAGAAGAAGCGUCUUGCUAUUGCUCUGGAACUGGUGAACAACCCACCAGUGCUGAUCCUGGACGAACCUACAACUGGCUUGGAUAGUUCCACCUCGAAUCAGCUGAUAAAUCUGCUCAAGAAGCUCGCCCUCGAGGGACGCACAGUCAUCUGCACAAUUCAUCAGCCAAGUGCCUUGACCUUUGCCAUGUUCGAUCAUCUGUAUGCCAUUGGCGAGGGCAAGUGCAUUUACGCCGGAGGAGCCCAAAACCUAUUGCCCUUUCUGGGCGCCCUCAAUCUGCAAUGCCCGGAGUCCUACAAUCCAGCGGAUUACUUAAUGGAAAUAGCAACCCAUGACUAUGACACGGCGGAUGACAACCAGCUGGAGAAGCUGGUGGCCUUGAUGGACAAUGGUCGCAACGAGGACUACAGACAGAGCAAGACUGCGCGAGUUGCACAACUGGCGGCCAUGAAGAAAGUUGACCAACUUAUGGCAGCGGGACUGAUGACACCCGUGACAGCUCCCGUGAUGUCCGCAUCUGUGCCACCGCAUUUCAUGCAGGGCAGCACCUUCAAGCCACUCACUCCCAUCAAUGAGCUGUCUUCCCGCGUGUGGGACAGUCAAACGGCGGGAAUCGGAAACACUGGCAGUUGCUGUAAGCCAAAGAAGAAAAACAAAUCCAGGCCAGCCAUUGAAUUGGAUCCAUCGCAUCUGUGCAAAAGGGAAAAUAUCUACGCCACUCCGUUCCACCGCCAAUUGAGUAUCCUGCUCCUGAGAACGUUUCUGCUAAUUUGGCGGGAUAGUUCGCUGACCACAAUGCGCUUCGCCAUUCACCUCAUCACAGGCAUCCUUAUAGGAACUCUGUACAUAGGGAUCGGCAACGAUGCCGCCCAGACGCUUAACAUCUUCCGAUACCUAUUCUACACGAUCAUGUUCAUCAUGUACUGUGCGUUCUCGGGAAUACUGGUGAAGUUUCCGCUGGAGUUCCCUAUUGUGUCGCGGGAGCAUUUCAAUCGCUGGUACUCCCUGCGAGCAUAUUACGUGGCCAUCACCCUAGCCGACCUGCCCAUCCAGAUCAUCUGCAGUGCCCUGUUCAUAGUACCCACAUAUCUGAUGACCCAACAGCCGCUGGAACUCUGGCGGUUCGGAAUGUUCUUCCUCAUUGUGUUCGUUACGGCUUUGGUCUCGCAGAGCAUUGGGUUGGCGGUGGGAGCAGCACUGAGCCUCAAGCUGGGCUCCAUUCUGGGACCCUUCUUCAUCUGCCCGUUUCUGCAGUUCAGCGGGUUCUUUCUGAUGGAGAAGGACACUCCGGUCUACCUGCGCUGGAUGUUCGACAUAUCGUUCCUCAAGUACAGUCUGGAAGGAGCCAUGAUGGCCAUUUUCGGAUACGAUCGCGAGCCAUUGCCCUGCAGUGAUCUUUACUGCCACCUGAGGCACCCCAAGUUCAUACUCAAAAGUCUGGACAUGGCCGACGGAAACUAUACGGUAGCUCUCAUCUUUCUGCUCAGCAUUUUGGUCUUCCUGCGCAUCCUGGCCUUCUACAUCAUGUCCUUCCGCCUCAGAUUGUUCAGAUGAGGCAAACCGCUUGAGGAACGAAAGGAAACCUGCCACAUUCCGCCGACAGCUAAAUGUUUUACUUUUAUAUAUGUGGUUUCUAUUUAAGCAUUUAUUCGAGAGAAACAUAUGUGCCAAAGAUUGGAGAAGCCGAUAGAGCGUAAGGAAAUCGUGAUAUAUAUCAGCAACACAGGAUCAUAGAGCCAUCACAGAAACACAUAUACACACACACACACUGACAAGCAUACACGCACGGCGGUAACCGAGAUCAAUAAUUGUAAAUAGAACAUUUUUAUAGCAUAGCAUAUAAACAAAUGUAUUUUUGUAACGUAUUAAUGAACCAUUAUUGACUAGUUGUUAAACUGGCCUGAUUUUCAGGCGACGGCUGCGAGUAUACAUUUGAAAAUAUUAUUAAAAAUAUU
This is a messenger RNA of Drosophila santomea, 4383 nucleotides long. RefSeq names its product ATP-binding cassette sub-family G member 1. Gene Ontology annotation, cellular component: plasma membrane. Bases 1550 to 3982 code for a protein of 810 amino acids. Gene Ontology annotation, molecular function: ATP binding; ATP hydrolysis activity; ABC-type transporter activity. Lineage: Eukaryota; Metazoa; Arthropoda; Insecta; Diptera; Drosophilidae. The record is from RefSeq and is a predicted model, not a curated record. The transcript is spliced from 7 exons.